GUCAGUGCGUGAUUCCUGCCCUGUCAACAUCUGCCAAAUACGUCAUAAUCGUCGCAUCUGUUGUAAAAUGUGUUAACUGUCAGUGUCGAGAUGCUUCUAGGGACUAUGCAGGAAGACGGGCUCGUGUCGAAGCCUAGGGCGACCGACUUCUCGAUAGCGGCGAUCAUGGCUCGCGAAGCUCCUCGGCCUGUGGUGCGUCAGCAACCUCUUGUUGGCCGGCUCUCCCUGGGGGGAAGUCGGAGGGUACCGAGCAGUCGCGGGGACAGCGACAGAAGCGCGCCAGAGAGUGACUACGAAGAAGAGGAAGAAGACGUGGAGGUGGACGUUGAGGAGUGUUCGGAGAGCGAGGGCGAGGCCCGACUGAGGAAGCGGACGGUCUCGGAGUGUGCUAGUGAAGAGGAGGACCGAGAAAGAGAGUCUCCGGGACCGGGAUCGGGGGCGGGACUCGGGGGGAGGCUGAAGGUGAGGAGGCGGUGUAACUGCCAAGAACUGCUGGGGGCGGAGUGCCACCUGGAGACCAAGGAACUCUGGGACAAGUUCCACGACCUGGGGACAGAGAUGAUCAUCACCAAGACCGGCAGGCGGAUGUUCCCAACCCUGAGGGUGUCCUUCACGGGGUUGCGACCCGAGCAGAGGUAUGCUGUGCUCAUGGACAUCGUCCCCGUGGACAACAAGAGGUACCGGUACGCCUACCACAGGUCCUCGUGGUUGGUAGCGGGGAAAGCUGAUCCUCCCGCACCCUGCAGACUCUACAUGCACCCUGACUCUCCCUUCACCGGGGAGCAGCUCCGGAAGCAAGUCGUCUCCUUCGAGAAGGUCAAACUCACCAACAACGAGAUGGACAAGAAUGGCCAGAUCGUGCUGAACUCCAUGCACCGGUACCAGCCCCGCAUCCACCUGGUCAAGUGGAGGGAACAUAACGGUCCUAUCAUGGACCUGGAGCAGGAACAGUUCAGGACCUACGUGUUCCCGGAGUCUGUGUUCACCGCCGUCACGGCCUACCAGAACCAACUCAUAACCAAAUUGAAAAUUGACAGUAAUCCGUUCGCAAAGGGCUUCAGAGACUCUUCACGCCUGACAGACUUCGACCGGGAUCCGAUGGACAUGAUGUUCAUGGAACAACACUUCUUGCGGUCUCCCCUGAGGUUAUACUCGGACAUGGAGGAGAACAACAACUCCGGAAGUCUGUUUUCGGCGGCGAUGGUGGAGAAGGCCCGGGCCCAGCUGCAGCUGUGGGGGCGAGGCCCCGGAUACCCGCCCGGCGAGAUCAUGUUGCCGUACGGAGUACAAGGAGCCAGAGUCCACGUGACUCCGAGUCUGUACCAGUACCCAGGCCUGCUGUUGCCGCCCCCCGUGCCGCCUCCGCAGCAGACGCCGCCCCCUCCUAACGUCUCCGCCGCCUCCACGCCCUCCAGCUCCUCAGGGUCGCCCUCGCCUUCCGACAAACUACCCAGACCCGCUGCAGUGUUCCCUCAGCAUCGCUUCAGCCCAUACCAGCUCGUCCCCAAGGGUCGGGAGACAGUACCUACCAGGAACUAGCUGUCCUAGUUGUGAUAACACCUGCAAGACGUAAACAGACUAUCGUAGUAGUGUGUUUGUGAAAUCUUAACACAUAGAUUUGAUCUUUACAACUGAACAUCAAUACUAUAAAACUCCAAAUUAAAUGUACUUUAAGAAUUUUAGAAACGGUUUUAAUGUUAAAACUCCCCAUUUCAGGCCCUUUAUAAAAUUUAACUUUUCAUAAUCAGAAAAAGUAUUUUACACUUUUUAAAGGAACACUUAUUCGGUCUGUGACUAAAAAUUCAACACUUCACAAUUUAAUCGUGUGUCGAAAUUUGACCAACCAUGUUGGUGACAAGAUCAGAUCUUGAAUUGGAAUACUCGUUAAACUAUGAUCAUUUUUCGUGAAAUGUUAAGUAAAAAGUAAUUUAUUCAUUCUAAUUUUAGUGAACAAUAAUGAUAUUCUUAUAUCAAAAUAUUGUUUUUGUAGCUAUUUUAGAGAAAUCGAUUAAAAUUGAGUGCAAUUUUCCUACUUUAUAGGUUUGUUACACUUUACAACAAAACCUCAAAGUGAUAUUCGUUACCGUUCCAAAACCGAGAAUUUCCCAUACGAAUAACAUCCUUGCAAACACGUGUUACUAUGAUAAGUUAAAGUGUUAAGAGAGAAACUUAGCUUUAAAGGUUUACGUAAAUUAGAAACCCCCCUCCCUCUUCCCCGUGAUCAUUAUAGAACUUUAAUGUACAUAUUUAGAUUACUAUCAAUGUGUAUUGAAUGGUGUAUGUAUAUACUGUAGUUAAUGUCAACUAUUUGUGUACGAAGUGUGUGAAUUUCAUCGUGAACCCUACAAAGCCAAAGAAAUUUGAGUGUAUAUAUUGUAUCUAAAUUUGUUUAGGUAUUUUUAUGUCGUUUCCUAUAAGUUUAGAUCUAAUUGCCCGGUCAUUAUAGUGAUUAAUAUUUGUCUUAGAAUGUAUGUAACAGUUUCAAGGUCAAUUUCAGAGAAAAUGUCAAGUUUAUGUCGACAUCUGUUAGUUUUUAUACCAAACUAUAUGCAAAUAAUGUAAAAGAAAGGCAUUCAUUUAUUUUAGGAAAAUAUUUGUUAAUAUGUGUUUGCAAUAUACCACUAAUAAAGAAAAAUGUGACAACUAUACAGAAUGUGAUGAAAAUUAGGGAUUCCUAAUAUCAGUGUAUUCAAUUCGGCAUUCCGUUAGCAAUCAAUUAACGUUAAAAGUAAUUUUCGGGCGACCACAGUUCGUCGUUAAUGUUUUAGUGAAUUAUGACUGCCAAUUAAUUUCCUUAGUCUUAACUCACAUAAGUUAUGUAGACGUAGAAUAUGUUUUUGUUGUUUAUUCCGAUGUACCAUUCACACAGUUUUCCUAGAAUCGAUUUAGUCUACCAUCUCACACAGCUGAAAUAGUUUUGUUAUUUGUUGUAAGUUGUAUAUAAAAUGUUGUAAUGUACAUACGACCUGUAUGUGGUGUAUUUAUUAAAUAUAUACAUUUGUGAAAUAUGCGAA
Messenger RNA from Homalodisca vitripennis (glassy-winged sharpshooter), 3014 nucleotides. RefSeq names its product T-box transcription factor TBX20-like. Gene Ontology annotation, molecular function: RNA polymerase II cis-regulatory region sequence-specific DNA binding; DNA-binding transcription factor activity, RNA polymerase II-specific. Gene Ontology annotation, cellular component: nucleus. Bases 91 to 1539 code for a protein of 482 amino acids. NCBI's taxonomy places the organism in Eukaryota, Metazoa, Arthropoda, Insecta, Hemiptera, Cicadellidae. Gene Ontology annotation, biological process: regulation of transcription by RNA polymerase II; cell fate specification; heart development. The transcript has 6 exons. The record is from RefSeq and is a predicted model, not a curated record.